GAAUCGAGCUGGCAACUUGUAUCUGAACAUAAGCCCAUUUAUGAUGUCCAAUUGGCCCAUUCAUCAUUUGGGUUCUUAACUGAUCAAACCUUCAUCUGAUUCCGGCAUUCUGCCGCCACGAAGAUGCAUCGUUCACGCUAAUCGAUCGUCUCGUCUUCUACAUCUGAAGAAGUUUAAACUGUUUACAGAAUAUACCCAUAUACCAAAUGAUUAAUUUAACUCAAUUUUUAGGAUAUUACAGCCACAUUAUCUGUAUCAAUGUCGAGGUCUAAAGCAAUCAUUGGUUUGAUUAGACCGAUGAGACAACUCAUUAUAUCCAGAGUGUCAAUCACGAGCUACGAACAAAACACUAUGACACGAUAUCAUCUACAUACGCCUGCCAAUGUAAAUCACUUACACGACCGCUUCAACAAACAAACCACUAGUCACGACGUUGAAACGAUGGGAAAGGUCAAAAGUGCGCACGUGUCUAAAAAGGUUAAAAUCAGCGAUUUCGUAAGUACACUUGUUGAUCUUGACGACAGUAAAGAAUCAGUAUACGGUGCACUUGACGCGUGGGUUGCAGAGGAACAAGAAUUCCCGAUCGGACGGGUCAAAACCGCGUUAAUCACGCUUGAACGAAAACAACAAUGGCAUAAAGUCGUGCAGGUUAUUAAAUGGACGCUAAGCAAGGGGCAGGGUGUAACGGUUGGGACAUACGGGCAGUUAAUACGCGCAUUAGAUAUGGAUCACAGAGUCGAAGAAGCAAAUAGGUUAUGGGUUAAGAAACUUAGUAGAGACGUGCAGUCGAUACCUUGGAAGGUGUGUGAUAUCAUCAUACUUGUGUAUUAUAGAAAUGGAAUGUGGAAAGAGUUGGUGAAGCUUUUCAAAGAGCUUGAAUCGCAUGGUCGUAAGCCUCCGGAUCGAGCUAUUGUACGAAAGGUAGCGGAAUCAUAUGAGGCGUUAGGUUUAGUUGAAGAGAAGGAUCGCGUUAUGGAGAAAUACGCGAGUUUAUUCAAGACACGAGGCAGGUAUGGAAGGAAUCCUGGUAAAGAAGUAGCGAAAUCAAAGAUUUCGCAGUAAAUGAGUUACAAGGGUGUUAUUAAAGAUUCAUAGUGAGGAUCAUGAAUUGUACAUCAUCCCUUUUGCUCAUGUUAACAUAGGUAACUUGUCAUCCAAGAAACACAAUUCUCUACCAGAAAAUGUUUUGAGUGAAAAUCUUUUGGUAUGGUUUUGACCUUGGUUUUAAGGGUUUGGUUUAGAAGAAUAUGAAGGUGUGACAUUUUGUAGUUUUAAAUUGUGUUAGUUUUUUUGUUA
Molecule: messenger RNA, 1296 nt
Organism: Helianthus annuus (common sunflower)
Lineage: Eukaryota; Viridiplantae; Streptophyta; Magnoliopsida; Asterales; Asteraceae
Product: pentatricopeptide repeat-containing protein At4g21190
Exons: 2
Coding region: 259-1062 (267 amino acids)
Molecular function (GO): protein binding
Source: RefSeq, a predicted model, not a curated record